ACGAAAUACUGCAGCCAUUUUGCAGCAAUUUCAGGACAGUAGGACUGGGCCAGCAGUUUCCGUACAGUGCAACAGCUCAGAGAGAAAUAUUGCAGAAUUAUGGCGGAGACAACAACGAGACAUAUUACCAUUCAGAAAGGUCAAAAGUUUCCUCAGUUGGAGAAAUGCACAAAAUGCUGCCACAAUUUUCACUGUCUCCUUUGUAUGGCCAGUAUAUUUAAGCCCUGCAAAGUCAACAAAGUCAAGUUGCACUUGCAAUGCCACCUUAACAAAGCAGUUGUCCAUGGAGAUUUCACUAUUCACAGAUGUGGACUGGGCUGUAGAGCAUCACUCCAUUACCACUGUAUGUACUGUCCAACAACAAUUCUUAGGAGAGAUGAUUUUAAAAAUCAUUUACAAUUCUGUAUGCAUAAUCCAAACUCAGAAUCAGCCACAAAAACCAGUACGCCAGUGACCGCUCCAACAGUUAUCAAACACACCAUCAAUCAUCGAUACAGCACAGUUUCUUCAGUCACAUACACACCGUCAACCUCCAGUACAGAUAUGAGUGCAUUGACAAUCACAGACACUCCUUCACCCACCGUGACAGGAAAAUUUCGCGUACGGCCUGUUAUUAAAAAAAAUUGUCCAUCGUGCAAUGUGGUCAUCAAUAAAAACAACCUAGUAAAACACAUGGAGCGCAAACACGCAGAUCAGUCUGAAUUAGACAUUGGUGAGACAUUUCAGCUUACAAGCCAAUGUAUAGAUGAGAUAAGUGGGAUAUUCGUGGUUCUCAAAGUCGUGAAAGGCCACAGCGUCCCACUUCACGUACAAUGCCAGACAUUGGGGCGAAAACAGCAGAGUCCUCUGCGAAUCGAAAGAAUGCCGGAUUAACAUAGAUGUCGCGCUGAGGAGCGGCAUCACAUCGUACCAGUGCAUGCAUAUCAGUGCAGCGAGCUUUUGCAAGUCUUUGGUUGAACAAGUCUCGCUGGAGGAAGACGUUUUAACAGAGAUGGUCAGAGGAAAAUGGUUCAGCAAGAAAAAGAAAAAAGAAUGCCUUGCUCUGCAGCAGCUUGCCAAUAGUAGCUGCGUACCGCUUUCUGUUCACACCUCGAUUGGGAUCUCAUCGCAAAAAAGGUUCAUUUCUGUUUUUGAGCCCAAUGUGACGACUUAUAGCCGUUUAGGUCGUGUCAUGGUUGUUUAUAAUACAAAACUGGACACUUGGCACUGUCCUUGCACCAAACUGCGAUGUUUAUGUCUGCACAAAUAUGUCGCCAAAUGGCAUUUGUUUCAAACGCAACGUGAGAUUUUCAGGACUGACGGAUCGCCUUAUAGGCUGCAUUCAGAAGAGGAGGACAUCACUGAAAACAGUCAUGUGUAUCCCCCGAAAGGUCUGGGACUGGAGUAUAUUGUGAAUUACAUUCUUCAGAACAAGAAGAUACCUGCUGUUCUUCCAGAAGAUAUGCGCGUACCAUCUCCACUCAAGGAUUACCCACAAAACCUUUAUCCAAAUGAAACUAUAUGUCAGGAAUGUCCAGAGAAUGUGCUCCUCAGCGAUCCUGUGCUAAUUACACAGAAUGCCAAAAUACUGACCAAUUGGUGCAUUAUUAAAGGUAAUGUAGAUAAUAUUGUCCGUAUGCUUGUGUGAUAUUCGGCUACAGUGUUUUGUGAUGUUUAUUUGUUAGAUGUUUUAUCGUUACCAAGAGUGGAAAGAUCGCCUCCAUAACUUCAAUGAUCACAUCAUCCUUGACAUAUCUUUAUGUUUAACCCUGAGAAACCUUCUGCAGGUCCAUACAUCAGUGAACAGAGCUGUUGAGUUUUUACAACUUACGACAGGAAUAGAGUUUCCUCCUCCAGAAACUAUACUGCAUGCAUAUUUGCAGUUUGAAGCCCUCACAGAUCACGAAUAUAAGUACUCAUGCCCCACCUGUGGCGAUUAUCCUCCAGUGGUGAUCAUGGGUGUACACAAACAGACUGCUUCUCCAUUAUCAGGAAAUGACAUAGAAAAACCUCCAGGGAAUUUUAAAGGGGAGGUCAAUCUGGAAGAGUUCUGGGAGUCACUGUCCAAAGAGAUGAUCAGUCGAGGAUUUGUUGCAAAUGGCAGACACGAUCUUUUUGCAGUACCACCAAGUUAUCAUUUUUGGGCUCCUUGGAUAGGCAAAAACACACGGCAUUCAGACACUGUGCUAAACACAGAGUUUGAGAAAGUUACAGAAGAAAGACUCAGAGAAGAGCUUUUCAAACAGAAGGAUGAUGUUAUUCAAAGUUUAUGCCAUGAAUGUGCUGUGGAAUCUACUGGGUCUCGCAGCGAUCUCCUUCUUAGAUUGUCUGAUGAAAUGAAAUCCAGGAGUGCCACUGGAGGCUGGGGAGUCAUUAUGUGCCCCUGUGGAAUUGUUUACAGUCUAAAGUGCAGUUUUCAAGCUGAGAGCCAUCGAGAUUUUGCUGAUUUGUUGCUAUCGUAGCAUCAUAUGCCUAAUAUCAUCAUUUAUGACUUUGGACAGGCUCUUUCUAAACACACCAAUCUAAGGGCAUCAGAAAAGCUACCCAUCUCUCCGUUUGAAGGACGCCUGGCUGAACCCACUCAAGCUAACAUAGAACUGGCCAAGUGUGGACACCUGAAAGUGUCCCUGCCCUGGCUAGAUGAAGAAACGAGAGGGACAGAUCCUCACGGACACCCGGUGACGGGUUCAUCUGACCACUACGUACUUUGUUACCAUUUUCAUGAAGGCAGCACAGAAGAUGAAGAUGUUCUGAGGAAGCUCACCCUCGUGCCUCAGCUGGCCGACAAAGUCAAUAGUGAGAUUACAGAGCAACUCUUUGCUCAAAUGAAGAAAAACGACUACUUUUUGGAUAUGUCUUUGCCAUCAACACAUCUGUUUCUAAUGAG
This is a messenger RNA of Carassius auratus (goldfish), 2866 nucleotides long. Its product is annotated as HMG domain-containing protein 3. The record is from RefSeq and is a predicted model, not a curated record. The transcript is spliced from 9 exons. Lineage: Eukaryota; Metazoa; Chordata; Actinopteri; Cypriniformes; Cyprinidae. Bases 1665 to 2441 code for a protein of 258 amino acids.